This is a messenger RNA of Closterium sp. NIES-65, 1848 nucleotides long. The record is from the annotation of a GenBank genome assembly. NCBI's taxonomy places the organism in Eukaryota, Viridiplantae, Streptophyta, Zygnematophyceae, Desmidiales, Closteriaceae.
AUGGACGUGGACGUGGACGUGGACGUGGACGUGGACGUGGACAUGGACAUGGACGUGGACGUGGACGUGGACGUGGACGUGGACGUGGACGUGGACAUGGACAUGGACAUGGACGUGGACGUGGACGUGGACGUGGACGUGGACGUGGACAUGGACGUGGACGUGGACGUGGACGUGGAUGUGGACGUGGACGUGGACAUGGACGUGAACGUGGACGUGGACCUGGACGUGGACGUGGACGUGGACGUGGACGUGGACGUGGACGUGGACGUGGACAUGGACGUGGACAUGGACGUGGACGUGGACGUGGACAUGGACGUGGACGUGGACGUGGACGUGGACGUGGACGUGGACGUUGACGUGGACGUGGACAUGGACAUGGACGUGGACGUGGACGUGGACGUUGACGUGGACUUGGACGUGGACGUGGACGUGGACGUGGACGUGGACCUGGACGUGGACGUGGACGUGGACGUGGACUUGGACGUGGACCUGGACGUGGACGUGGACGUGGACGUGGACGUGGACGUGGACGUGGACGUGGACGUGGACAUGGACGUGGACGUGGACGUGGACGUGGACCUGGACUUGGACGUGGACGUGGACGUGGACGUGGACUUGGACGUGGACCUGGACGUGGACGUGGACGUGGACGUGGACGUGGACGUGGACGUGGACGUGGACUUGGACGUGGACGUGGACGUGGACGUGGACGUGGACUUGGACGUGGACGUGGACGUGGACUUGGACGUGGACCUGGACAUGGACGUGGACGUGGACGUGGACGUGGACGUGGACGUGGACGUUUACGUGGACGUGGACAUGGACGUGGACGUGGACGUGGACAUGGACGUGGACAUGGACGUGGACAUGGACGUGGACGUGGACGUGGACAUGGACGUGGACGUGGACGUGGACCUGGACGUGGACGUGGACGUGGACGUGGACGUGGACGUGGACGUGGACGUGGACGUGGACGUGGACAUGGACGUGGACGUGGACGUGGACAUGGACGUGGACGUGGACGUGGACCUGUACGUGAACGUGGACGUGGACAUGGACGUGGACGUGGACGUGGACCUGUACGUGAACGUGGACGUGGACAUGGACGUGGACGUGGACAUGGACAUGGACGCGGACGUGGACGUGGACGUGGACUUGGACGUGGACUUGGACGUGGACUUGGACGUGGACUUGGACGUGGACAUGGACGUGGACAUGGACGUGGACGUGGACGUGGACGUGGACAUGGACGUGGACGUGGACAUGGACAUGGACGUGGACGUGGAUGUGGACGUGGACGUGGACGUGGACCUGGACGUGGACGUGGACGUGGACGUUUACGUGGACGUGGACCUGGACGUGGACGUGGACGUGGACAUGGACGUGGACGUGGACGUGGACAUGGACGUGGACAUGGACGUGGACAUGGACGUGGACGUGGACGUGGACAUGGACGUGGACGUGGACAUGGACAUGGACAUGGACGUGGACGUGGACGUGGACAUGGACAUGGACCUGGACAUGGACGACGUGGACGUGGACGUGGACGUGGACAUGGACGUGGACAUGGACGUGGACGUGGACGUGGACGUGGACAUGGACGUGGACGUGGACCUGGACGUGGACGUGGACGUGGACGUGGACGUGGACAUGGACGUGGACAUGGACGUGGACGUGGACGUGGACGUGGACGUGGACAUCGAUUGUGGCAAACACGAUCGUGAUGGGCGGUCCAUGAUCCGAGUAACAAUGCUUCACAUUUUAUACCGGUACGGAUUUCGCAGCUUCCCGGGCUCACAAACGCCCUUAUAUGGGGACGGUUCUUCAUGCACCGGGCCCGAUUGA